Messenger RNA from Dermacentor silvarum, 1369 nucleotides. RefSeq names its product toll-like receptor 3. Lineage: Eukaryota; Metazoa; Arthropoda; Arachnida; Ixodida; Ixodidae. The coding region runs from base 686 to 1264 and encodes 192 amino acids. The record is from RefSeq and is a predicted model, not a curated record. The transcript is spliced from 3 exons.
GAGUUUGUGCCGUUUAUGCCCGUCCUCGGUCUUCUAUAUAAAGAGCUUCAUGCGCCUUAUCCACGGGCGACACAAGCAGCUUGACACACAGACGCGACACGGGGGACCUUCCUGACACCCUACGUGGAAAUUUUGCGAAGAUCUUUGGCCCUGCGUUCCCGUAUACCACCGCUUUCACUUUGUUCUCGGUAACAGUCGAGUGGAAGAAUUGCGCCAUAACAGCAGGAGAAAUCCAGAGCAGCAUUUCCUGACUAACCAGGUCACUCCAGCUCUGAUCGUUCGACUAAACCUUCAGGCUAUAAGACAGGCGCUUCUCGAAGAGCGACGAUGUAUUGCGGCCUGCUGCACGUGGUCAUCCUGUCUUUAUCGGCGGCCGUAGCGCUCGCCGUUCCUUCGUGCGAAGUCUUCGAAGCCCGCGAUUACCGGCGCUACACGUGUCGUGAGUUUCGGACGGCCAGCGACUUCACCCGAGCACGUUCGGCGCGAGCCGUCCACGAAGCCGACGUGGUUCUCGUUGCACGAGUCGCGUCUUUCCGCGCUGCCUCCGUCGGCCUUCGCGGGACUCAACGUCACGGUCCUGGAGCUGAGAUCUGUCGAGCUGGGACGUCUCGACCCGACCGAGACCGAGAACCCUUUCGCCGGUCUCGAGGACACCCUGCGCAAGCUCACGUUUAGCCUGGGCACCAUGCCGUCGUCGUGGUCUCUGCUGUCCAGCCUGCGGCGUCUGGAAGAACUGCAGAUCCUUCACUAUGCGCGCCUACGACUGACGCGCGACUUCAACCACCUGCCCAAGAGCCUCAAGACGCUGCUCAUCGCAGAUACCACUUUCGAGUCCAUUGAGGGCGGAUGGAUCAGCGACCUGGUGAACCUAGAGCACCUCAUUUUCCGCCACACGGGCCUCGACAGCUUCAACAGGAACUGGCUACCUUCGCCGGCACCUCGUUUUACCACUCUCGACUUGCCGACGAACAAGUUGACCUCUUUCCCGGUUGGACUGGGCGAUAAUUUGCCAGCUCUGAACUACGUCAACGUGUUCAAGAACUUGAUCACGACGGUGAGGGAAGAAGACCUCGCACCAAUCAAAGACAAGGUGGCCGUCGUCGACAUGUUGUUUAACCCCGUGCACUGCAACUGCAACGUUUCCUUCAUCUUGGAUUACCCGUCGUCGUGGCAUUACUUCCUGUGCGCCAGUCCACGCGACGUGAAGGACACCUACGCCACCAACCUGCGGUACAAUCAGCUCAAAUGCGAGAGCACUCCCUGAAAUACUGCUGCUGGACGUUCAGUGCGUGACUACCUACACCGCGGGCCAAUGCGUUCGGGUUCACAUUCGAUUCCGAUUAAAAGUGCCUACGUGCGCCGAUGAUUA